UAAACAAAGCACAUCGCACUCCGUCCAGAGUUUCUCCCUUCAACUAAAUUGAAAUUCAUAAUCCUACAAUGCUAUACUAUUAUUACAGCACCAAAUAAUCAGAAUUCAACGCAAUGCCACCCCAACCAAACCUCCGAAGACCCGCCGCUCCAACUCCAGACUCUCCGCACCGACAUCGACAACCAAGCAGACCACGACCCGGCCAUGCAGUCCCCCAACCACAAUUCCAUACCCCUCCGUCGCAUGCCACACCACAGAUACAUCCCUCAUCGGGCCCCGUUCAGAGCGUGGAAUCUAUGCACCCAGCAGCUGCGACACAAGCAGCCAUUUUCGGCCUCUUUAGUCGAGGUGGUCGACAGCGUCCACAGAUGAUGGAUGAGGAUGACGAGGAAUCGGAUGAUGGGUUGAACGAUACAUUUGCGCAGGAAGAUCCGAGACGGAUUACCAUUGACGCGGAGGGGAAUGAGGUUACUCUGUCGGAUGAAGAGGCCGCAGGAAUGUUCGAUGAGGAGAUGGAAGGUGGGGAGGAGGAGGAGGAGGAGGAGGAGGAUGAGCUAAUGCAGGAACGAGGUUUGCGCCAACAUACUCCUUCGGUUUUAAAUGGUGAUUCUGACACCGAUUGUUCAGACAGAUCCCCGACACCCCUCCCACCUAACCUCCGCGAGAUCUCGUCACUAGCCUCGUGGACCGUCACGACACAUAAACCAGGCUGUGGUGUCGCUGCUCUUCGUAGCUCGAACCCAACGGAGUACUGGCAAUCUGACGGCCCUCAACCGCAUACGCUGAGUCUUCAUUUCUUCAAACUUGUCGCUGUUGUCCGGAUCCGCGUGUACCUCGAUUUUGAGAUGGACGAAAGUUACACGCCCACAAAAAUGGUCUUCCUGGCUGGUAUGGGCGGUAACGAUCUCGUUGAGUUUGCAACCUGGGAAGGAGAAACGCCGUGUGGCUGGGUGAACAUACCACUGGAAAACGUGGGAGGUCGAAGUGGCGGCUGGGUUAGGAAGAAGAGACGAAAGCGUGUUACCCGUACGAACGAUAAACGUGCCUCCGUAUCAGGAAAAUCAAAGGCAAAGGCUGCUUCUGAGGCAAAGCUGGACUACGAUUAUAUAUUCUCCGACUCUGAACACCCGGAAUACGACGAGGGCGCUUACGAAGACGACAACGACGAGACGGCUGAUGAGGACGAUGAAGAUGACCCAUACGCAGGGAAUGUGCUGAAAGCAAUGGUCAUUCAAAUGAAAAUAAUGGAAAACCACCAAAAUGGCAAAGAUACACACGUACGGGGGUUUCAGGUGUAUGCACGGGACGAUGACCGUCGCCGGGCAUGCAAUGCCCCUUCUGCUUCUGCGAAUGGACGUGCAAAGAGACGGAGCUUACGGCAGUCGAGUGUCAAGGAUGGCGAGGGACGUGAUGCUGAGGAUGAUGGAAGUAAGGUAAUUGGGUUGGAAGAACCAGAUUGGAUGGGAGAGCCUGUUAUUCGAUGAUUAUCAAUACUUGUGAAGAGGUUCAGAUGGUUGAUAUGAUACCCAUCAUUGUAGUAUAAUUAGUCUGUCUUUUUACGCAAAUGCAGACGCAUUCAUGCAAAAGCUGUGGCACAUGUGGCUAAGCACUCAUUCUACC
Molecule: messenger RNA, 1620 nt
Organism: Aspergillus ruber CBS 135680
Lineage: Eukaryota; Fungi; Ascomycota; Eurotiomycetes; Eurotiales; Aspergillaceae
Product: anaphase promoting complex subunit DOC1
Exons: 1
Coding region: 114-1484 (456 amino acids)
Biological process (GO): protein K11-linked ubiquitination; anaphase-promoting complex-dependent catabolic process
Cellular component (GO): anaphase-promoting complex
Source: RefSeq, a predicted model, not a curated record